Molecule: messenger RNA, 3264 nt
Organism: Gambusia affinis (western mosquitofish)
Lineage: Eukaryota; Metazoa; Chordata; Actinopteri; Cyprinodontiformes; Poeciliidae
Product: gelsolin-like
Exons: 19
Coding region: 920-3208 (762 amino acids)
Biological process (GO): barbed-end actin filament capping; actin polymerization or depolymerization; actin filament severing
Cellular component (GO): cytoplasm; actin cytoskeleton
Molecular function (GO): phosphatidylinositol-4,5-bisphosphate binding; actin filament binding
Source: RefSeq, a predicted model, not a curated record
CUUCCGGAUGUGACGUUUAAGGUACCAGGUCCGGUAAGAAAAGAAAUGACCCGAGACUGAGAUUCAGUGAUACAGGUCUGAACCGGGCCAGAACCGAGUCGAAACCGAUGUACUGGCUCAGAACUGGAUUGAAAGGUUGAGAUGUUGAUGCAGAUUCACUGCUGGUUCUGCUUUCCCUGACCCGGUUCCGGACCCGGUUCUGUUCUACAGGAAGGGAACCAUGGAUCGGGUUCGGACUGGUUCUGCAUGAAGCGAACCUGCUGACCAUAUUUUAAAGAAUUUUUCUUUAUGCUGGGAAAAUGUUUUAUUUUGUUUCUAUAGAUUUCAUAGAAAGGUUGCUAAUCAUUUCUUUAUAAUAAACUUACUAAUACUCUUUGCUAAAUUUUAUAUUCAUAAAUGCAAAUUUGCUAAUAAAACACCUUGUUUUUCUUUUUUCGUUAAAGAUAUGGGUCUAUAUAUCAAAUCAAUAACAGACUCUACAAAUGAAAAGGCUCAAAGGACAAUCUCGAUAUGUACGUCUUUGCAUGUUCUUAUCUAAUCACCCCUGGUUGUAUUGCUUGAAUGUUGUAUAGUUCAUUAUGCUGUUUUGAUGUAUACUAAUUUCAUUUAAAUAAAGUUCAUUGAAAAAAAAAAAAAACAUGAAGCGAACCUGCUGCUGCGUUCAGAGCGCAGCGCCCCCUGCCGGCCGGGUGUGUCUGCUGCCGCUGGGGGAGGGGCGCACAGGUAAUGUUACCUGCAGCCACACCAAAGCGGCUCCAGUCCGGCUGAGGAAGACUUCCUGACAGACGCUGAAGGUGAGUUUCUAUCUGUUUGGGUUUAAACCAGGGCUGUCCUCCAGGUGUCUCCUUUUUCACUCGACUCCAAUAUCAGCAGCUCUUUGAGGGGAAAGAGAGGCGCUUAAAUCCCAGGGUGGAGGAAGAUGACACACCUAGCAGCAGCAGGACACCUGGAGAAACACCUGAACCAGGAAGACCAGCUGGUCUUCAUCAGUCUGUUAAUCUUUCAGAGGUUCCUCCUCCAGGGUGACAUCAUGGUUUUCCAUCCUGAGUUUGAACGAGCAGGUAAAGAGGCGGGGCUUCAGGUGUGGCGAGUGGAGAACAUGGACCUGGCUCCUGUCCCUGAGAGUCUCUAUGGACGGUUCUACACCGGAGACGCCUACCUGGUUCUGAGCAGCACCAGCAACCGCCGAGGAGACCUGCAAUACGACCUGCACUACUGGCAAGGUUCUGAGUGCUCUCAGGAUGAAAGCGGCGCCGCUGCCAUUCUUGCUGUCCAGAUGGACGACUUCCUGCAGGGGGCGCCGGUCCAGUACCGUGAAGUCCAAGGCCACGAGUCCGGGACCUUCAGCGGAUACUUCAAAACGGGCCUGACCUACAUGAAAGGAGGCGUGGCCUCCGGGUUCAAUCAUGUGACCAAUGAGGUGGAAGUUCAGCGGUUGCUUCAGGUCAAAGGUCGCCGUGUCGUCAGGGCAACAGAGGUUCCUGUCAGCUGGGACAGUUUCAACCAGGGAGACAGCUUCAUCCUGGACCUGGGACAGGAAAUCAUCCAGUGGUCUGGUUCCCAUAGCAACAGAUUUGAAAAACUGAAGGCCACUUUGGUCUCUAAGAGUAUCCGUGACAACGAGAGGUGUGGGCGGGUCAACCUCCAGGUUGUCGAUGAGGGGGCGGAGCCAGACAAGAUGAUAGAGGUUCUGGGAGAUAAACCGGACCUCCCCGAGUCCCACAGCGAAGACACCCAGACCGACGCAUCCAAUAGGAAGAUGGCGAAGCUCUACAAGGUGUCCAAUGCCGGCGGAGACAUGGAGGUCACCCUGGUGUCGGAGCAGAACCCGUUCCCCCAACACGUCCUGGAGUCCAGUGAGUGCUUCAUCCUCGACAACGGAACCAACGGAUGCAUCUUUGUCUGGAAAGGUAAGGAAGCCAACAGCGCCGAGCGGCAGGCCGCCCUGCAGAACUCAGAGAAAUUCAUCCAGCACAUGGGGUACCCGCCCUACACCCAGGUCCAGGUCAUUCCUCAGUCCGGGGAGACUCCUCUCUUCAAGCAGUUCUUUAGGAACUGGAGGGACGCUGAAGACACCGUCGGCAUGGGAACGGCCUACGUCGCCAACAAGGUGGCAAAGAUUGAGAAGGUGCCGUUCGACGUGUCCAAGCUGCACCAAUCGGACUCCAUGUCGGCGCAGUACGGGAUGGUGGACCGAGGAGACGGAGACAAAAAGAUCUGGAGGAUCGAAGGGUCCGGUAAGGUUCUGGUGGACCCGGAUUCCUUUGGUCAGUUCUACGGCGGCGACAGCUACCUGAUCCUGUACCAGUACCAACAUGGCGGCAGGCAGCACCACAUGGUCUACAUCUGGCAGGGGGUGGAGUCGAGUCAGGACGAAACUGCAGCGUCUGCCAUUCUGGCCGUCGAGCUGGACGACGAACUGGGAGGCGGAGCAGUUCAGGUGAGGGUGGUCCAAGGCAAAGAGCCUGCCCACCUGAUGAGCCUGUUUGGAGGCCAGCCCAUGGUGGUGUACCAGGGUGGCACCUCCAGGGAGGGUGGCCAGUCCACCGCCGAAACCCGCCUGUUCCAGGUGCGGUCCAACCCAGCUGGAGACACCCGGGCCAUGGAGGUGGGCCCGUCCUCGUCCCGCCUGAACUCCAAUGAUGCGUUCCUGCUAAUGGCGGCCGGGGGGGUGUGGCUGUGGAAGGGGCGGGGCAGCAGCGCGGCAGAGGCGAAGGGGGCAGAACACCUGGCCCAGGUGCUGCAGGUGAACCCCGCCCCGCUGGAGGAGGGGGAGGAGCCAGACGAAUUCUGGGCGGUUCUGGGCGGGAAGGACGACUACUGCCGCGCCCCUCGGCUCAGCAACAAGAUGGACGCCCAUCCGCCACGCCUCUUCGCCUCCUCUAACAAGACCGGCACCUUCAAGAUGGAGGAGGUUCCUGGAGAACUGACCCAGGACGACCUGGCUCCUGAUGACGUCAUGAUCCUGGACACCUGGGACCAGGUGUUCGUUUGGAUCGGGAACGAGGCCAAUGAGGACGAAAAGACAGAGGCCACUGCGACAGCUGAGCGCUACAUCAGAACCGACCCGGCUGGCAGAGACCCACGGACCCCCAUCGUGACCCUGACGCAGGGAUUUGAACCACCGACCUUCACUGGUUGGUUUCUGGGCUGGAACCACGACUACUGGAGUCAGGAUCCACUUGAGCGCUUCCUGCAGGCCCUGUGACAUCACUUCCUGUUUACAGUGCAGCAGAGUGAAUAAAGCCCAGAGUGACCCAGUUA